AGAAAAUUAAUCAACUCGAACUUGUCACAAUGGCGACUAGCAAUGAAUUAGCCUGUGUCUCUACUUCAACGAACUUAACAAUCCCACCAUGGAAGUAUCAUGUCUUCUUGAGUUUCAGAGGAGAAGACACACGCAGAGACUUCACAGCUGAGUUACACAAUGCUCUGAAAGAAAGGUGUAUCAGAACUUUCAUAGAUUAUGAUAUAAGGAAAGGGAAAGAUAUCAGCCCAGAACUGAUUCAAGCAAUUGAAGAGUCUCUCUGUGCCAUUAUCAUAUUCUCUAAGGAUUACGCUGCUUCAACUUGGUGUUUGGAUGAGCUCUCAAAGAUUGUUGACUGUAAAAAGGCUUGGAGCCGAUUCGUUUUCCCAGUGUUCUAUAACAUAGAUCCAUCUGAUGUACGACAUCAAAGAGGAACUUUUGCUGCUGCGUUUCAACAACAUUGUGAGAUAUUUACUCAAGAACAGGUGCAAAAAUGGAGAAAUGACUUGAAAGAAGUGGCAAAUAUAAGUGGCUAUCAUUGGAUUGAUGGGAAUAAAGAGAACAACAUUAGAAAAAUCGUUACAGGAGUAUGGGGGCAGAUCAGUCAAAUACCAUUUGUACUUCGAAAGUUGAAACAUGAAGAAGUUAUCAAGGGGGUGGGACAUCCUCAAGCGAUAAAUUUUCUGUUUGACCUUGACCUCUCUGGUAAGAGUUUGCCAUUCAUGGAUUUCAGCUAUGCUGGUUUUAAAGAUGUUAGAAUGGUGCAAACAAACCUAGAUUGCACAAAAUUUUUGUUUAUUUGUCAGGAUGUUAAUGUUGAAGAAUGCAUUUUCGACUGCUCAAAUUUCCCUCGAUGUCAAUUUAAUCGAGCCACUUUUCGUAGAGUUUCACUGAAUAAUGCUGCUCUUCAGAACUCAACACUAGAAGAUGCUUGCUUGAUAAAAUGUUCCUUAGUUGGAGCAGUCCUGACUUCUGCAAUUCUUAAGAAUGCAGUUCUUAGUGAUGUCAAUUUAGAAGGAGCCAUCCUAAAAGGAGCUAAUUUAGAGGGUGCAAAGUUGUACAAUCCUAACUUGAAGGCUGCAAAUCUUGAAGGAGCCAAUCUUCCAUAUGUUAACCUUUCAGAUAUGGAUUUACGUGAUGUGAAUUUCAACUUUGCAUGUCUUGAACAUGUCUCAUUUUUACGUGCAAACCUUUUAUGUGGAAAGUUCCGGCAUGUUAAUGCCAAGGGCUCCAUCUUUGACUUUGCAAAUUUGCGUCGAUGUGAAUUUAACAAGGCAAAUCUACAUGGAGCUUCAUUAAAAUUUGCCAUCCUUGAGCAUGCAAAUCUAAAUGGGGCAGAUCAGUCAAAUACCAUUUGUACUUCGAAAGUUGAAACAUGAAGAAGUUAUCAAGGGUGUGGGACAUCCUCAAGGGGUAAAUUUUCUGUUUGACCUUGACCUAUCUGGUAAGAGUUUUCCAUUCAUGGAUUUCAGCUAUGCUCGUUUUAAAGUGUUAGAAUGGUGCAAACAAACCUAGAUUGCACAAAAUUUUUGUCAGUAAGCGAUUACGGACAAAUCUGUUGAGGAGACUAUGGUUUCAAUCAUAUCAGAGAAUUUUCCCUCGCAUGCAAUGCAAGUAUAUAAAUUGUCUUAUUUUUACAGAAUUUUUAUCUAUUUCUUGGAAAUUGAAGAAGAAAAUGAUUUAUCAAAGAAUUCUUUAUUACAUUUUUUGUCUAGAUUUUCAACAAAAAUUGCAGUUAUGGAGUGGAAAAGGACCGGAAGUGUAGAGAAAAAAAUGCAGAGUAUGUUAAGCUUUCUAAUGUAUUAGGAUUGGGUAACAAUUAUACGGCACCCUCUUCAUUGCUCUUCUGCAAAAUGACAGACCAGUGAGGAUCUCUGUUGCCACCUGGUUGCGUGUGGAAUGGGACAUUAUCGUUACUUGUGUCUUAAUUAGUACUCCCGUGCAUUGCGGGAUGUAGAAUCUAGUUUUUUUUUUUUUUUUAGUGAGCUUUUUUUUUUUUUCCUUUUUUUCAACUACAAGAAGUUGUAAUUAAAAGUUGUAGUAUAAUUUUUGCACUCAGAUGGUGGUUCAUCAAAAGUUGUAGUAUUAAAAUUAUCAUCAGAAGAUUGUUAGGCAAACCAAUCCACACAUUUAUUAGUUUCUCUAUCCAUGUUCUUAAUCUCUCAUGACAAGUCCUAAUCUUGUCAAGGGGAUGGUUCAUGGCCAGGUUGCUCUGAAUGAUUGCUCUGACUUACUAUAGUGAGCUUUCUUUUUCUUCUUUACGU
Prosopis cineraria is the source of this 2243-nucleotide messenger RNA. RefSeq names its product FH protein interacting protein FIP2-like. The record is from RefSeq and is a predicted model, not a curated record. The transcript has 16 exons. Lineage: Eukaryota; Viridiplantae; Streptophyta; Magnoliopsida; Fabales; Fabaceae. The coding region runs from base 30 to 1358 and encodes 442 amino acids. Gene Ontology annotation, biological process: signal transduction.